UUCCCCUUCACGCUGAUGCAUGGGGGAAGCUCUCCAGAUGCAACUCGGACACAAGUUGAGAAGAGAACAAGGAACAACGGAUCUGAGCGCUCUCCAGCCAUGGGUUCUUUACUACACUGUUUAGCCUUUCUGUUUCUCUAUGCAUCAAACGCUUGCGGUUCCAACAUAUGCACAUCUCAUGGCGUCACCACUUGUCAACAAUGCCUUGUUGUUCACUCUAGCUGUGCAUGGUGCUCACAGGAGGAAUUUGGGAUGGGAAAAUCCAGUUUAUCUCGCUGCGACCUCAAAGAAAACCUAAAUAAAGAAGGGUGCAGUGCAGCAGCUAUAGAGUUUCCCUCCAGCACCUUUAAAAUUCUGAAGGAUAAUCCUCUGAGUGACAAGGCUUCAAAUGCGGCCGAUGUAACUCAAAUCAGGCCUCAGAAACUCCACAUGACAUUAAGACUGGGUGAUACCAUGCGUUUCAAGGUGAGUGUGAAACAGGUGGAAGAUUACCCCGUGGAUCUCUACUACUUGAUGGAUCUCUCAAAUUCAAUGGAAGAUGACCUUUUCCGCUUGCAAACCUUGGGCAACAAGCUAGCUGAGACCAUGGGCAAAACAACCAGUAAUCUACGCAUGGGAUUUGGAGCAUUUGUGGACAAGACCGUGUCCCCAUAUAUGUACACUUACCCUCCAGAAGCUGUUCUUAACCCUUGUUUUAGAUCGGCAAAUCCAUGCCAGCCCCAGUUUAGCUUCAAGAAUGUGUUGUCACUGACAGAGAAAGUGUCUCGCUUCACUGAGGAGGUGGUUAAACAGAAGGUGUCCAAGAAUAGGGAUAGUCCUGAGGGUGGAUUUGAUGCUAUCAUGCAAGCAAUAGUGUGCAAGGAGAAGAUUGGGUGGCGUCCAGAUGCUUCACAUCUUCUGUUGUUGACUACUGAUGCCAUAAGUCACUUCGCCCUGGAUGGACGCAUAGCUGGCAUUGUCCAGCCCAAUGAUGGCGAAUGUUACCUCGACACUGACAAUAAUUACAAAAAAUCAACUGUUCUGGACUAUCCUUCCUUGGGGCUUAUAACAGAAAAGAUGUCUGAAAACAACAUCAAUUUAAUUUUUGCCGUGACAAGGCAUGUUGUGCCCAUUUACCAGAAUUAUAGCCAACUGAUUCCAGGCACAACUGUGGGAAUGCUGUCUGAUGACUCUGGGAAUGUUAUUCAGCUGAUUCAGGAAGCUUAUGCGAAAAUUCGGUCUAAAGUGGAGCUGGAACUUUUGGGAGUCCCAGAUGAGUUGAAUCUUUCAUUUAACGCCACUUGCUUCGAUGGAAAGAUCAUUCAUGGACUCAAGUCCUGCUCUGGUUUGAAGAUCGGGGACACGGUGUCUUUUAGUGUCGAAGCUCAGCUGCGCAAAUGCCCCAAAGAGAAAAGCCGCACAUUUACCAUCAAGCCUCAGGGCUUCAAGGAUUCGCUGGAGGUUAUAGUAGACUUUGCUUGUAGCUGCAACUGUGAGGCCAAGGCAGUACCUGAUAGUCCAGUGUGCAGCAACGGCAAUGGGACCUACGAGUGUGGGGUUUGCCAGUGUCACAAGGGUCGACUGGGUCCACGGUGUGAGUGCUCACUGGAGGAAUACAGUCCAUCUGACGAUGCCAACUGCAUCUCAAAACCAGACAGCCCAGUAUGCAGUGGAAGAGGAGACUGCUUAUGUGGACAGUGCUCCUGUCACUCAACUGGUUUUGGUCAGAUCUGGGGAAAGUACUGUGAAUGUGACAAUUUCAACUGCUUGCGCUUCAAAGGAGCUCUUUGCUCUGAUCAUGGGAAGUGUAACUGUGGGUUCUGCCAGUGCGACGCUGGCUGGAAAGGAGAAAAAUGUAACUGCACCACCCGCACAGACACAUGCGUGUCCAGCUUGGGGCUGUUGUGCAGUGGCCGGGGUAACUGUGAGUGCGGGGUUUGUCAGUGCACUCAACCCGGUGCCUACGGAGAUACCUGUGAGAAGUGCCCCACCUGCCCUGACUCCUGCACUAUAAAGAAGCAGUGUGUCGAGUGUCAGCACUUCAAGAGAGGACAGUAUAUCAGUGACAACAGCUGCAACAGAAUCUGCAAAAAUGAAAUAAGAAUUGUGGACAAGUUAAGUAAGAAAAUGGAUGAGAACUCUGAAUUCCAAGAAGGCAAAGCGGUGAACUGCUCCUACAAAGAUGAAAAUGACUGCAUUGUGCACUUCCAGUAUUCUGAAAAUAUAAUUGGCAAAUCUGUCUUGUAUGUGGUGAAAGAGCCAGAGUGUCCCCAAGGUCCUGACAUCCUAGUGGCGCUCCUGUCAGUGGCCGGAGCCAUUCUGCUCUUGGGUCUCGUUGGCUUGCUCAUUUGGAAGCUGCUGGUUACCAUCUAUGAUCGCAGAGAGUUUGCCAAGUUUGAGGAGGAGAGAGCCAAAGCCAAAUGGGAUGCGGGUAACAAUCCUUUGUACAAAGGAGCCACCUCCACUUUUACCAAUGUAGCAUACAGAGGAAACUAACGGCUAAAUGCAGGAAGGAAAAAGCUCAGGGGUUUGGCGACACUGAUAGAAUGUAGCUGCACUGAUAGUGAUGGAAGAAGAUCUAUUACACUGUCAUUAGACCAGCUACUGAUGCAGAAAGGUAGUUGUGGUUGUCAACACUUCAAUGUGAGGAUUGUGGAUAAUGUAAAAUAUUACAAAACUGUUAGUAUGAGUCCCAGGCUGCUCGCUCUAAGGCUUUAAGUGUCUACGAGGGUGUGUUUCUACAUUUCGUAUGUGGAUUGAAUUAAAUUCUGAUUUUCAGUUUCCACUUAAGACAACAGAUUUUUAAAUCUUCCAGUUUGUGUUUUUGUUGACAGCUUCUCCAACUCUACUUUUGGUGUUGAGAUUUUUUGUAUUCAUUUCCUACUUCUAUUGUGAAAACCUUUGUCGGGGAAACUGAAUGUAAAACAACUAUAACUAAUUAUUGAACCUUUUUUGUUGCUGCAGAUUUACAAUGAUAUCAGGGGUCAGGAUUGUAUUGGAAAUACAAACCCGCUGUAGACUAAUAUGUAUUAUGCACAAACUGUUUUUUGUUUUAGGCUUAUUUUGUUGCUUUUUAUAUUGUGUUUUUGUUUUGCAUUUGCACAGAUGUGCUGCAUGGCACUGGACAAAGCCAUAUUGUAUAGACUUUUAGGGAAUUUUAAAAUAAUUUUAGAGUUUACAUUUAGAUAGCAUUUGGGUGAUAUAAAUGGGAGAUAAUGUUACAAACUGUGGUGCCUUUUGGUUUUACUGCUCUCUGUCUUUUGAACUGUGCAAUCCACUAUCUCACAAUUGCCUGUCAAGUUUUUUUUGUUACAGUGGGCAAACUUAUUACACCUGACCUCAAUAACAUUUUUGACUCAUGAUGUUUUCCUUCCAAAAUGUCAGAGCCAUUUUUUUAAGAUCAAAUCCCAGAUAUUGUUUAGGAUCCAUAUUUCUGAAGUACAGCAAUAAGCAACUUCUUAGCACAGAAAUAGUCUGACUCUGUAUGUUUACUUAAUUCCAAUAAACAUUUUGGGAAAUUCA
Messenger RNA from Girardinichthys multiradiatus, 3501 nucleotides. RefSeq names its product integrin beta-3-like. The transcript has 15 exons. Gene Ontology annotation, biological process: integrin-mediated signaling pathway; cell-matrix adhesion; cell adhesion mediated by integrin. NCBI's taxonomy places the organism in Eukaryota, Metazoa, Chordata, Actinopteri, Cyprinodontiformes, Goodeidae. Gene Ontology annotation, molecular function: integrin binding; fibronectin binding; fibrinogen binding. Gene Ontology annotation, cellular component: integrin complex; focal adhesion; cell surface. The record is from RefSeq and is a predicted model, not a curated record. The coding region runs from base 16 to 2475 and encodes 819 amino acids.